Closterium sp. NIES-65 is the source of this 642-nucleotide messenger RNA. NCBI's taxonomy places the organism in Eukaryota, Viridiplantae, Streptophyta, Zygnematophyceae, Desmidiales, Closteriaceae. The record is from the annotation of a GenBank genome assembly.
AUGUCAGUCAUCGCGCUGCGAGUUGCGCAGCUUGCCUCCUCCCGCCGCACAUGCUCCCGAUUCCCCCCCUUGCCCGCGCUCCUCCUCCCCCUGCUGGCGCUGCUCCUCGCGGCGCUGCCCCGCUCCCUGUGCGCGGCGGGACGAGUGAACCGACUUAAAUUCGCUACCGCGACGCGCCUCGUGCUCCUGCGCAAUAACGCGUACGGCGCGAAAUGCCUCGACGGCAGCCCCCCCGCGUACUACUUCCGCGCGGGCGCUGGCGCGGGGAGGCGCAAGUGGCACGUGCAUUUCCCCCGGGGCGGAUGGUGCUUCACCCCGGCGGAGUGCCGCGAGCGCGCCAGUUCCCCCUUUGGCUCCUCGCGCUUCUGGGCCCGACGACUCCCCGCCGUCGUAGAAAACGGCGGGGGGAUCAACAGCGCUAAGGUCGCCUACCCUCAACUGGGGGGCCUGCUAUCACGGAGCAAGCUGUUUAACCCCGUGUUUCACGGGCGACGGGGCAUGGGGGCGGCGUCGCAUGUCCUCUUCUCGGGCAGCUCAGGGGGCGGCCAUGCCAUCAUCAUGCACUGCGACCGCCUCGCUGCCGCCUUCCCCCGCGCCCAAGCCACCUGCCUCGCCGACUCGGGCUUCUUUGUUGGUCAGUGA